Molecule: messenger RNA, 1800 nt
Organism: Anopheles funestus (African malaria mosquito)
Lineage: Eukaryota; Metazoa; Arthropoda; Insecta; Diptera; Culicidae
Gene: Ets97D
Product: DNA-binding protein Ets97D
Exons: 3
Coding region: 1-1575 (524 amino acids)
Biological process (GO): regulation of transcription by RNA polymerase II; cell differentiation
Cellular component (GO): nucleus
Molecular function (GO): DNA-binding transcription factor activity, RNA polymerase II-specific; sequence-specific DNA binding
Source: RefSeq, a predicted model, not a curated record
AUGGAUCCGCUCAACAUAAAGCUGGAAGUGCCGGAUUUGCCACUUCCUCUCGGGGACGAUGGCUUGAUGAUGUCCAGUGCAGAUUUCCUGCCGACCGAAAAUGACCUGUUUCUGGGCGAUGAUGACGACGACGUGAUCGUGGUGCAUAUGGAUUUGCGCGAAAAUCUGUCCACCCUACGGGGGCUGGUCGAACGGCGGAUUGGUCUUUCGCUGAGACACUACGAGUUCUGGCUGCAAGGUUCCACGAUGCUCGAAUCACACAAGAACCUGGUCGACCAGUGUGUGCAGGGCGAAGGGCUGGUGCAGAUCAACGUCCAGGUGCAACCGAACAAGCGACGCAUAAACAUUGCGGAUGUAUUAAAACCGACGGACGAGGUACUUGAAACGUACCAGCGCGAAAUCGAACAAGCGGCCAAGGAAGCGGAAGCUGCUGCAGCGGCCAAGCGAGCGGCGGAAGAGGAAGCGGCUGCAGCUGAAGCUAUCGCCGCGGCGGAAGCGGAAUUAGACAAGCGCACUGUUGCGGACAGUCUCAACGGAACGGAUGCAUCCUCUAAGACGAACCAGACAAAUGAAUCACACGAAACGGCCAUUGCCGUUGCUGCCAUCAUAGACUCGGUUAGUGUGGAGGAGCGCGAAAAGGAACGCGAAAAAGAGCGCCGGAACGAAAGGGAGCGUCAGGCAAACGAAAUGGUCGGGAAGCUUAUACCUGCAAUCAAGGAAGAAGUUCAUGGUUUCGCGGACCAUUCAAUGGAUGAUUGUGAUGAAUCAGAUGGAGAGAUCGGCGAUGAACCGUUGGCCGCCCUGCCAUGGGUUUACGACAGUGCGUUUAAACGUGACCAGCAGCGUUUAAACAUUCCGGACGAUCCGUUAGAGUGGACGGUGGCCCAGGUGAAGCACUGGAUCCAAUGGGCGGUACGGACGUUUAAUCUGAAUGGCAUUAAGCUACAGGACUGGAGCAUCAGCGGCAAAGAGUUGUGCGAGUUGGAUUCGGACGAGUUCAAGCUGAAAGCGCCGAACGAUCCGGGCGGUUUGUUCUGGAUGCAUUUAGAGCUGCUUCGACGUCACAAGAUUGUUGCCGCGCUACAGAAACCAAUCGAAGGCGAAAAGCUCGUUGAAAUGACCAUUCGCAGGAAAAUACCGAAAGUUAAUAUAGGCAGCAAAAACGAUGACUUUAGCUACUGUGGCAAUCGAACUGGGAAUAACGGACAGAUCCAGCUGUGGCAGUUUUUACUGGAAAUUCUUACAGACCGGGAACACCGUGCGAUUAUUCAAUGGAUGGGUACCGACGGGGAGUUCAAGUUGUGCAAUCCGGAACUAGUGGCACAGCUGUGGGGCGAACGUAAGAACAAACCGACGAUGAACUACGAGAAGCUGUCCCGCGCUUUGCGCUACUAUUACGACGGAGAUAUGAUUUCGAAGGUGCACGGGAAGAGGUUCGUGUAUAAAUUCGUGUGCGAUUUGCGCGAGCUGCUCGGGUACGAUGCGUCCGAACUUGCGGCACUCGUCAACGAAGGCUCCCCAGUUAGUACCAAUAUCCAGUACGAGAACCAUAAUUAUGAUGUUGAUUUCGAUUGAUCGAUUUUGCAGAGGAUUGUGUUUUACUUACUGACAGGGUUUUUCUUAGUAAUGGGACAACUGUUAACAAUUUCCUUUUGAUAAUCAAGUUUGGGCUGCGCGAAAGCAGCUGAAUAAUGAUAGUAGCCUUACAGUUAUACUUUUUUUAAUUGAAUUAGGGAUGAGGUUUCUAACAAUUAUUCUAUUUUGUGCAUUUUUUUGUUUUAUAUAAAGAUUGGAAAAUAG